Manis pentadactyla (Chinese pangolin) is the source of this 920-nucleotide messenger RNA. It is a transcript of the gene C14H22orf15, whose product is annotated as chromosome 14 C22orf15 homolog. The record is from RefSeq and is a predicted model, not a curated record. NCBI's taxonomy places the organism in Eukaryota, Metazoa, Chordata, Mammalia, Pholidota, Manidae. The transcript has 7 exons. The coding region runs from base 295 to 759 and encodes 154 amino acids.
CUUGUUCCCCAGCUAUAGCCCUGCCUCAGGGAAUGCUCAUACUCCCGCCCCAGACCCUGUUUCUGGGAAACUGGUGGGAAGGCAUUUCCUGCCCAGACAUCUUGGCAGCUCCCACUGCCAUGGAGACCAGCCUGAAAGCUGGGAGGGGCUCAGUCGUCUCCUGCUGCUCUGACCCUGUGAGCAGAAGAGGAGGAGGCCAGGGGUCCUGGACUAGCUGCAGGGAUCCCUCCAGCCCCAAGGGAAGUGGAGGGCUGGGGGAUCAAAGCCCCACAUCUGCCUCCUCUCCCCUGCAGCAUGCUUAUCACAGUGAUGUUUGGAGCGGGCUGCAGGGAGCUGCUGAACCCCUGGUGCAGCCUGGUGACCCUCGCAGCCCACCUGAGGCAGAGGGGGCAGGUGCCCCCAGAUGCAAGCAUCGCCCUCCUGUCUGAGGAUGGACACCUGGUGAGCCUGGGGGAGGGCCUGGAGGAGGGGGCUUCCCAGGCCCCCCCUAUGGGCAGCACCCUGCUACAGGAGCGUGGGACCUAUGUCCUCGUGCAGAUCAUCAAGGGGGAGGGCGGGGUGCCUACCCGCUAUGAGUCCCUGCUGGAGAACCUGGGUGACUGGUGUCCAGAGCUGGCAGAGGAGCUACGCUGGCUGUCUGGCUUACCCCCGAUGGGUGAUGGCCGGAGGAGACGCACAGGCACAUGGCGUGGCCACCAGGAGCAAGGCCCUCCUUCAAGGCUCCGAAAGGUGGGCUCCUUACCAUCAAGGACCCACUAGCUGGGACCAGGAGCCAGUUUACUUAAGGUGCAGCAUUCCACCGUGGGCAACAUUCAUCCAUCUACCCUCCCCAGCCCAUUUGCCAUCCGUGGUGCCAGCAGACAAGCCAGCUUGAGAGGCACGCAGCAGGCUUUGGUCUAAAAUAAACUCUUUUAAUUGCA